This is a messenger RNA of Sphaeroforma arctica JP610, 780 nucleotides long. RefSeq lists its product as hypothetical. The record is from RefSeq and is a predicted model, not a curated record. Bases 46 to 759 code for a protein of 237 amino acids. NCBI's taxonomy places the organism in Eukaryota, Ichthyosporea, Ichthyophonida. The transcript has a single exon.
CAACUUUACAAGGCGAUCAUUAAGUCACAAACAACCUCAAACAAAAUGAAGUACACCACAUCAGUAAUCCUAUUCACCGCAAUGGCUUGCUCUGCGGCCAUGGCCGCCUCCACUGAAUCUGUUUCGUCCUCUGUCAUCAGAUGCAAAUCUUGGGAGGCUGACUGCCGAAUUGGAACGGACUACGAUAAAAGCGAAAAGGAUACGAGCUGCAAACCUAGAAUAGAUUCCACUAUGGCAUGUGUGGAUCUGUGCUGCAAACAGUUAGUUGCACCAACUCCGUCUGCAAAGCCUUCUUCUUUUAUCAAAUGCAAAGAAUGGAAUGGUGAAUGCCGCGUUGGGUCAGAAUACGACAAGAACGAGAAAACCACCAGGUGCAAGAACAGAACUGACUCAACCGAGGCAUGUGUGGAUCUGUGCUGCAAACCGUUAGUUGCUCCAACUCCGUCUGCAAAGCCUUCUUCUUUCGUCAAAUGCAAAGAAUGGAAUGGUGAAUGCCGCGUUGGGUCAGAAUACGACACGAACGAGAAAAACACCAGGUGCAAGGACAGAACUGACUCAACCGAGGCAUGUGUGGACCUGUGCUGCUCGCAAUUUGUCGCACCUGCCCCCUCUGCCAUACCCUCAAUUAUCAUAUGCAAAGAUUGGAAGGGCAAAUGCCGUGUUGGCACCGACUACGAUCAAAAACAGAAAAAUACCCGCUGCAAGGACCGAUCCGACUCCACCAUGGCGUGCGUGGAUGAAUGUUGUACGCACCAGUAAAUUUUUAAUAACGCUAGGCAG